Chanos chanos (milkfish) is the source of this 1278-nucleotide messenger RNA. RefSeq names its product neuromedin U receptor 1a (gene nmur1a). NCBI's taxonomy places the organism in Eukaryota, Metazoa, Chordata, Actinopteri, Gonorynchiformes, Chanidae. The transcript has 2 exons. The coding region runs from base 1 to 1278 and encodes 425 amino acids. Gene Ontology annotation, biological process: neuropeptide signaling pathway. Gene Ontology annotation, cellular component: plasma membrane. Gene Ontology annotation, molecular function: neuromedin U receptor activity. The record is from RefSeq and is a predicted model, not a curated record.
AUGGUCACCAAAGACAACUGCUCACUUCUGGAUAACGCAUCGCAUGUAAGAGGCUGCAUUCAGGAGUCACUGUGUAACAUCAGCUCUGGGCAGAACAUCAGCAUGGAAAUGGAGGCUAUGUGCAUGAGCCAGGAGGAAUACCUGGAGAAGUACCUUGGCCCUCGUCGGUCAUCCGUCUUCCUGCCUGUCUGCAUCACUUACCUGUUCAUCUUCCUGGUGGGAGCUGUGGGUAAUGUUCUCACCUGUACUGUCAUAUCCCGCAACAAAGUCAUGCGAACGCCCACCAAUUACUAUCUGUUCAGCCUGGCCGUGUCCGACCUGCUGGUACUGCUCCUUGGAAUGCCUCUUGAGCUGUACGAAAUGUGGAGCAACUAUCCUUUCCUGCUGGGUGAAGGCGGAUGCUACUUCAAAACUUUCCUCUUUGAGACCGUCUGCUUCGCCUCCAUCCUGAAUGUGACCGCGCUGAGCGUGGAGAGGUACAUCGCCGUCGUACACCCAUUGCGGGCUAAAUACGUGGUGACGCGCACCCACGCCAAGAGGGUCAUCCUGACCGUUUGGGUCACCUCAGUGCUCUGUGCCAUGCCUAACACCAGCCUCCAUGGUAUCAUCACCCUACCCUCGGGCACCGGGGUUGGAGACAUACCUGAAUCGGCAAUCUGCACACUGGUCAAGCCCAGAUGGAUGUACAACCUCAUCAUCCAGAUCACCACGCUGCUGUUCUUUGUGGUGCCAAUCCUGACCAUUAGUAUACUCUACCUGCUUAUCGGGCUUCAGCUGAAGAGGGAGAAGAUGCUUAAGUCCCUGGAGGCUAAGUGCAGCGUGGGGCAGGAUCAAUACUGCAAUGCACGCAGUCAACAGCAGAAAGCUCGACACCGGCAAGUCACCAAAAUGCUCUUUGUGCUGGUGGUUGUGUUUGGAAUAUGCUGGGCUCCUUUCCACACGGAUCGUCUGACAUGGAGCUUCAUCGACCACUGGACUAAAGAGCACCUGGAGAUGUUUCAGUACGUCCACAUCAUCUCCGGAGUCUUCUUCUACCUCAGCUCGGCAGUCAACCCUAUCCUCUACAACCUCAUGUCCACUCGCUUCCGGGAGAUGUUUAAAGAGGCGAUGUGCCACCACAAACGACGGCCCACGCCUCGGAAACACUCCCUGAGCAUGACAAGAGUCACCCUGCGCAGCACGGUCAGUGACAUCCCACCCAGCAAUGGCACGCCUUUGACCGAUGGAGAAGAUUACGAGCUUUAUGAGUGCCAGGAGAACGAGACCCCCUUCGCUUGA